Molecule: messenger RNA, 2302 nt
Organism: Lepidothrix coronata (blue-crowned manakin)
Lineage: Eukaryota; Metazoa; Chordata; Aves; Passeriformes; Pipridae
Product: trifunctional purine biosynthetic protein adenosine-3-like
Exons: 6
Coding region: 1120-1899 (259 amino acids)
Biological process (GO): 'de novo' IMP biosynthetic process
Cellular component (GO): cytoplasm
Molecular function (GO): phosphoribosylglycinamide formyltransferase activity
Source: RefSeq, a predicted model, not a curated record
GGUGCAGCAGGACCUGGCCCAGCACGUCCUGGGGGCCAUCCGGAGGCGGGAGGAAGCUUGGCUCAUCGGGAAGGUGGUUGCCCCGUGUCACACAGGUUAGCAGGGUCCUCGUGGGAGGCAAAGCCCCAGAAGUGACCCAGAGCGUGGUUUGCUCUCCCUUCAGUGGGGUUUGCACUUAGGGAUGUGUUGUUUGGUUUUAAAGUGGAGACAGGGUGAGUUGUUUUGGGGGGUGAUUCUGGGAAGUGCUGAGCGUGUCCUGGGAGCCAUCGGGUGCCCGCAGCUCUGGAGGCCCUGAGACUCCCUGUUGCAAAAGUUGUGUGGUUCACAUCUUUUCCCCCUUGUUUCACCAGGCUGGAGGCUCUUUGACACCUCCACAUCCACAUUCCCUUAUCAAAUAGUGAGGAAUGAAUGUUGCUUCAGAGUGACAGUACCUGGAUAACCUGUUACCCAGGUACCUUCUGGAGGCUCCAGUAAAUCCCUCAAAUAUCAGCUGUUUUACCACAAUCCUGGUAGUCAACUCACCUCCUUCCCAGCCUGCACAGAUCCAUGUAAAGGCUGAGGAUCUGUGCAUCUGAUGAGCUGUGGAUGGUCUGUGUGAUGGUAGGGCUGAAGGUGUGUCCAUUGACUGACAUCCAGCAUGAUGUGAGCCAAAAUCCCUCUGGAAACCAAACACUUUGGGCAGCCAAAAUGUCACCUCAGCUCCAUCAACACGGGUUUUAGUGUCAUUUUGCAACAUGAGAGGAAGAGGAGGAUGGGAAUAACAGAUGGGGCUAAGCCUUGAGAAGGCCAGGCCAUGCCCAGGCCCUUUGAACACCUCUGGGAGUGAGUAACACAAAAGGGAUCAGCACAACCCCUGUGAGCUGGGCUGGUCAAGCAGUGAGUGCCUUUGUAGUCCCACCAGUGCCAGCAGAAACUCGUUGCUGAUGCACCUUCUUGUCAUUGAAACUUAUUGUUAAUAAACCAUAUUCAAGUUCAUAAGUUCAACAGGGUCAGUUCAGAGGGCAAAGUCACGUCUAACGCUUUCCUCCUGUCUUUGGAGGAGGUUCCCACAUCCAGGUGGAGAACCUGGUGGAGGCCCUGCAGCAGAGCAGCCCCCAGGGCCUGCUGGGUGACACCACCAUGGAGCCUCGGCACCAGCCCAGGAGGAGAAAGGUGAAGGUGGCAGUUCUCGUCUCUGGAACAGGAGAGUCUACAGACCUUCUGAAGCCAGGCUUGCACUUUGACCAGAGUCCAGGAGGCACGACCCUCCCCGCGCUCAUCGCUUACACCAGGGAGCCAGGCAGCUGUGCCCAGGUCGUCCUUGUCAUCUCCAACAAGUCUGGCGUGGAAGAACUCCGGAAUGCAGCCCGGGCUGGAAUUCCCACCAGGGUGAUUGACCACAAGUUGUACGGGAGUCGCUCGGAGUUCGACAGCACAAUCGACCGAGUGCUGGAGGAGUUUGCUGUGGAGCUGGUCUGUCUGUCAGGGUUUAUGAGGGUUUUGUCCAGCCCUUUCCUCCGAAAAUGGAAAGGGAAAAUUUUGAAUGCUUCUCCCUCACUUUUUCCACUCAUCAAGGAUGGAAAUGCCCCUCAGGAGCCCCCCCAAAGUGGAUUCAAGGUCACAGGCUGCACCGUGCAUUUUGUCCUGGAGGACUCCGGCCCCAGGGCCGUGAUCCACCGGGAGCCCAUCCCCGUGCGGGCGGAGGACACGGAGCAGGCGCUGGCGGAGCGGGUGAAGGAGGCCGAGUGCCGCGCCUUCCCCGUGGCCCUGCAGCUCGUGGCCAGCGGGGCCGUGAGCCUGGGAGCCGAUGGAAGAACCUCCUGGAAGCAGGAGAGCCAAAGUCUGGGGCUGCACGGGGAGAAGGGAGACUGCACGUCCUCCCUCGUGGCUCCGGAGCCUCCGGAACACGGUGGGGAGUAGGCGGGUAAGGAGGGGCUCGUUUGUGCUCACCUUCCCUCCCCCUCCUCCUCCCUGUGCUGCUCUCUGAUGUGUCCAUGGCUCAGGUUUCCACUCCCAGCUUUUCCCUCAGCUCACAGCUUUCCUUACACUCCUCUCGGAAAACCGGCGGUGGAAGCCAAGCUGUGCUUUCAGAUUUGGAAUUUCUUGGUUCUGUUCUUUGGUCUGUGAAGGACAUAACGAGUCCCAGGGAUGGCUCCGGCUGUGGAACUGCUCCGCUGCUCCCGAGGGAAAGUCAUUCUUCCAAGGGAUCCGUUUUUGUGGCUGCACACACAGCAGAGCCCUGGGAGCUUCCCAAAACAACCCCAGACAGGGACUGGGGAGAGCCCUGGGAGCUUCCCAAAACAACCCCAGACAGGGACUGUGC